UUCUUGUCUAAAGGUUUCUUUUGCUCCUUGAGAUCAAUUAUAGCUUGUGAUACGUCCUCUCUAAUGUUUACUAAGGUCAUUUUAGGACCGGUUAGAGUGUUGAACUCCGGGAGGUGUUGAAACUCCUUUCCCGACAAAGUCCGAAGCACGGCACCUUCUUAGAACAAAGCCCGGGCGGGGGGCAUUUACCCUCGUGGUUGAUUAAAAAAGAUCAUUUUAUCACAUUAAUGUUCAGUGACAGUUUAUGGAAUAUCAGUUAUCAUUUAAGUUCUCCUUUUUCUGUUUAUUACUUAGGUUUGCACACUGUUUUGCGAAUAGAUACCCAUCUGCUCUCAUAUGGAUGAAACGUUUUGUCCUGACUCAAAGCUCGAAAGAUCACACUGAGCAUAUUUAGGACCCAUUUCUCUUAAUUAUUUACUCAAUUACACAGGGACUGCAAACUUAAUCAUUUAUUUUUUUUCUCACCUUGCCGACAUCAUGUAACCUCAGUUCGUUUGUAUUUGCAAAAUAUUAGCAUAUAAAUGGCUUUAUAUAUCCCUGUUAAAGUUUUAGCGGCUAAAUGUCAUCUUGUUGAUUGGAUGUCAAUAAUUACUAUUGCAGAGUUCUCUGAAGCCCUUCAAGAAAUGGGAACUUGUUUGCUUAAAAGGGUUACACCAAAUAAGGAUGGAAUAAAUGAUAAGGUUUUGCUGUUGCUCGGGAAAUCACAAUUUGAACUUCGGAAACUUGUAGAUAGUUAUCGUGUGCAUGUUCUUAAUACCAUCACCACUCCAUCGCAGUCCCUUCUGAAUGAGCUUCAAACCGUGGAGGAAAUGAAGCGCCAGUGUGAUGAAAAGAGGGAAUUGUUCGAAUUCAUGCUAAAUGCGCAGAAAGAAAGGGGAAGAUCUAAGGGUGCUAAAGGUGAUACAGGAGCGUCGGAGCAACUGAAACAAGCUCAGGAAGAUUAUCAAGAGGAAGCAACUCUUUUUCUAUUCCGGUUAAAGUCAUUGAAGCAAGGGCAGUUCCGAAGUCUUUUCACACAAGCUGCUCGGCAUCAUGCUGCACAGCUAAAUUUGUUCAGAAAGGGGCUCAAGUCCCUUGAGGCUGUAGAGCCACAUGUCAGGCUUGCUGCUGAGCAGCAACACAUAGAUCAUCAGUUCAGUGCACUUGAGGAGGAGGAUUACUUUGUUGAGGAUGAAAAUGAUGAUGAUUACAAUGACAGUCAUGAUGGAGAGCUGUCUUUUGAUUAUGGAGAAAAUAAAGAAGCUGAAGAAUCUGUUAAUGCUUCCAGGAGUCAUACAGAGCAGGAUUUUCUUAAUAGAACCAAAGAAGAGUAUUCUUCUAUUCCACGUGAAAGACAAAGAAUUGUCAGUCAGUCAGCACCACUUUUUCCUGAGAAAAAGCUCGAAACAGAAGAGAAAAUAAAAGAUUUGCGGCGUUCUGCAACAAGGAAGUUAAAUACGUAUGUUUUGCCUACUCCAAAUGAUGUUCGGGCUACUUCUCAGAUGGUUCCAGGAAAUCCAACUUCUGGACCUCUCGACAGCAGAGGUGCCUUUCCAUCUCCGCCCCACCCAUCUGCAGAAAUGGGAGAUUUGAGAGACAAUAAACUACCUAGUCCUGCAAGAUUAUCUAAUGCACAGUCUGUGCUGAAAGAGAGCAAUACCAAUACUGCAGAAACAAGGAAAAUACUCCCAUUAGGUGACAUGGCCUUACCUGGAUAUUAUGACUUGAAGACUUCUGAUAAUAAAAAGGUGAAGAGAGGGUCAUUUUCCGGGCCAAUAGCUUCCAGACCACGGUCCACAGAGAACAUUGAUGUUCUUUCUGCAGCACCCAGGCACAGCUCUGCGCAUCAGCCAAUUCAUGUCAGAGUAUCCCCCAGCAACUCACCGCCACCUAUUUCCUCACCGAAAAUAAAGGAGCUUCAUGAGCUCCCUCGACCGCCUGUUAAUACGUCAAAACAUACAGCUUUUUCCAGUUUGGUUGCCCACUCUGCUCCGUUGGUACCAAAUUCUGCCUCAUUGGUGCCCAAAGUCCAAGACCAUUUUAGGGCAAGACAAACACCGCCAAGUACUGCAUCACCUUUACCAACGCCACCAACACCACCUGGGCCUAUAGCCCGCAGUUUCUCUAUACCUUCUAGGGGCACGAGAACAUCAGGUAUUUCAGAUAGUAAAGAGACAGAGGAGCAUCAGGAUAAGGGAGCUGCCAGAAUGAGCCUUUCUUCUCUUCCGUCAGCGCAAACAUUCUUGGAAGAUCAUCAGCCCUUGUCAGCAGCUGCAGAAUCAGUUAGCAAAACAUAGGGUAUUUGGUGCUGAGGUGGAUUAUUACAUUAUCAAGUGUCUCGCUGGAGGAAUAUUGUACAUAUUAGCAUGUGAACUCAGCCAGAAUCGCGAAGUAGUUGGUAUUUCGUGUGCCCUUUGGUUAAGAUGUAGUCUGUGCAAAUAACGGUUUUGCGGAAAUAAAUCCCCAUUUUUCUCACCGAUUGAUUGAUUGACGCGAGAUUUGUUGUGGUUGCCCUCAUUAUUUGCUCUGAAGCUAGUUCUGAGCGCCAUCUGAUUUCUGCAGUUUAUGUAAUUAUCACCUGGUUUCCUCUGCUUAUGUAAUUAUCAUCCGUUUUA
Messenger RNA from Panicum hallii, 2594 nucleotides. RefSeq lists its product as uncharacterized. The transcript has 8 exons. The coding region runs from base 522 to 2276 and encodes 584 amino acids. Lineage: Eukaryota; Viridiplantae; Streptophyta; Magnoliopsida; Poales; Poaceae. The record is from RefSeq and is a predicted model, not a curated record.